Molecule: messenger RNA, 2687 nt
Organism: Striga asiatica
Lineage: Eukaryota; Viridiplantae; Streptophyta; Magnoliopsida; Lamiales; Orobanchaceae
Source: the annotation of a GenBank genome assembly
CCAAAAUAAAAAUAGUUUCAUAUCACAAUUCAAACAUAAGUAACUUUAUUCCCCAUAUAAAUUGAAUAUACAAAGUAUAUAAAAUUAAUUUAUCACAUACAUAUUAUUAUUCAUCUUCAUCAAAAUUUUUGGUCAUGUCCCUUGCAGACAUGUCGAAUCUCCCUCAUCCACCUGAUUUCCUCUCUUCUCCCGCUCUCACUCUCUCUCUUGCGGGUAUUUUCCGGGAGGAGGGCGGCGGAGGGGGGCGGAGGGAGGAGGCGGUGGAGAUGAGCAGCGAGAACUCGGGGGCGGCGGCGGGGAAGUCGAGGUCGGACGACGACUGCGAAUUGUUGCCGGAAAAUGGGGACGAGGUGUUGGAGGAUGAUGAUGAGAACAACGACGGCGACCGGAAAAAUAAGAGGAAGAAGUAUCACCGGCAUACCACCGAACAAAUUAGAGAGAUGGAAGCACUGUUUAAAGAGUCUCCUCACCCGGAUGAGAAGCAAAGGCUACAGCUGAGCAAGCAAUUGGGGCUUCACCCGAGGCAGGUUAAAUUCUGGUUUCAAAAUCGUCGGACCCAAAUCAAGAAUGAUAAUAUCAUGGGCUUAACAAAUAUGCAGGCAAUACAAGAACGCCAUGAAAACUCUCUACUGAAGAGUGAAAUCGAUAAACUCCGAGACCAAAAUAAGGCGUUGAGGGACGCCGUGAAAAACUCAUCUUGUCCCAACUGUGGAUUCGGCUCUUCUACCAACGACGCCGUUUCAAGCACCCAUGACCAAAAACUCAGAAUUGAAAAUGCUAGACUCAAAGCUGAGGUCGAAAAACUCACGUCCAUUAUCGGUAAACACCCUCCUCCAACAUCACAAACAGGCUCCUCAUGCCAUUCAUCAAAUGAUCAAGAAAACAAGAGCCCCUUAGAUUUCUGCAUGGGAAAUUUCGGCCUUGAGAAAUCACACAUAAUGGAUGCCAUUGAUCGAGCAACAGACGAGCUGCACAAAAUGGCUACUCAAGGAGAGCCAUUGUGGAUUCGAAGCUUCGAAACGGGCCGCGAAAUUCUAAACUAUGAUGAGUACGUGAAAGAAAUUUGUGGCGAUAAUCGCGAUAUUAUGCAGCAGACAAAGAAAUUAUCUAUAGAGGCUUCAAGAGAGAGCAGAGCCAUCUUUGUUGAUCUGCCAUGGCUGGUUCAGAGCUUUAUGGACGUGAAUCAGUGGAAAGAGCUGUUUCCUGGCAUGUUAGCGAAGGCAGCUAUUGUGGAUGUUAUUUGCAGUGGAGAAGGUGCCAACAAAAAUGGUGCAGUUCACUUGAUGUUUGCAGAGAUGCAAAUGCUGACUCCAAUGGUGGCCACAAGAGAAGUGUAUUUCAUUCGACACUGCAAACAACUGAGCCCCAAUCAGUGGGCAAUUGUAGAGGUAUCGAUUGACAAAAUCGAGGAUAAAAUCGAUGCUUCUCUAAUGAAAUGCAGAAAGAGGCCAUCUGGAUGUAUCAUUGAGGACAAAUCCAACGGCCAUUGUAAGGUGACUUGGGUAGAGCACUUGGAAUGCCAGAAAACCAUGGUUCAUUCUCUGUAUCGAACAGUAGUGAACAGUGGCUUAGCAUACAGCGCAAAGCGCUGGAUCUCAACCCUGCAGCAGCAGUGUGAGAGGCUCGUGUUCCUUGUCGCUACUAAUGUUCCCACAAGGGAUUCAAGUGGAGUUGCUACACUUGCUGGGAGAAAAAGCAUUUUGAAAUUGGCGCAAAGAAUGACCUGGAAUUUUUGCCGAGCACUGGGAGACUCGAGCUACAACUCAUGGAACAAGAUCACUACCAAAACUGGAGAUGACAUAAGACUAACUUCCAGAAAAAACAUAAGUGACACUGGAGUACCUCUUGGCACAAUCUUGUGUGCAGUUUCUUGUGUGUGGCUGCCUGUUUCCCCACAUGCCUUAUUCGACUUCCUGCGAGACGAAAGUCGAAGAAAUGAGGCCAUGAAAACCAAUGAACAUAACACAUGGAUACUCCAAGAUAAUUCCACAAACGCGUACGAAGCAACAGUUGUGUACGCACCUGUGGAUGCAAACGGGAUGCAAUCUGUGAUGACAGGCUGUGACUCUAGCAACAUAGCAGUUCUACCAUCAGGUUUCUCUAUCCUUCCUGAUGGGAUUGAAUCCCGGCCGUUCGUGAUCACUUCAAAGCCAGAUGAAAAGGGCUCGGAAGGAGGAUCUUUGCUUACCAUUGCAUUUCAAAUGCUCAUAGGAGACUCGACGAAUGCAAAGCUUUCAAUUGACUCUGUGGAUGUGGUCAACACGCUCAUAUCUUGCACGUUGCAGAACAUAAAGAGAAGUCUGCAAUGUGAAGACUGAUUUGCAGUCUGUUUUGCUGUUCACUAUAUAAAAAUAGGAUUAAAUGAUAGUGGUAUUGGACAUAUAUGAAUGUGAUAUAUUUUUGCUUUUCAUAACUAAAUAGCUAGGAAGAGGGUAGAUGACAAACCACUAGUUCUCGGUUUUGUUAGUAUUUUGGCAUGCAGAUAUAUUACAGCAUUAGGCCAAGCAUACUGUUGAAUUCUACAAUUUGAUGCAAAUUUAUGAUAUUUUUUGGGAAAAAUGAAAAACUAUUCUGAUGUUAGAUUUUGGAGAGAACUCAUGGACUCGGUAACUGAAGCUUGUGAGUAAAUAGUAAUUGAUUGGAACUCACUUAACACUGCAGAGGGGGUGGCAAUAUGUCAAUUCUCA